UGCUCAUCCACUCCUUCACCUAAAUGCUGCUUCAUGGGCUGUGCAAUGCCCUCACCCACAGGUGGCUAUUGGCAUCUGACCCCUCACAUGCACAUACUGCCUACUCCACCAUCUUUCCCAGCUUCAAGAGCUAAUGCUGCAGAGUGGAGUAGAAGCAUGCUGAUGUCACCAUGUUCUCUGGCUUCACAAGCUAAUGUUGCAGACCAGUAUAAAGAGGAAAGAAUGACUCAUCUUGCCUGUGGAUGCAAGAGUCUGGUGUCUGCCACAAAUCGACCUUCUAUCCCUUCACCCAGAUCCCAAAGUGAUAUCCCUCAGUGCAAGCUCUUGCUCUGACCUCUCAGAGUUACAUUCUCAUCUACCCACUCCACUAUAUACAAACACUCCAACUAUCUCCUCCCCCAUCCACC
Messenger RNA from Guyanagaster necrorhizus, 407 nucleotides. RefSeq lists its product as uncharacterized. The record is from RefSeq and is a predicted model, not a curated record. Lineage: Eukaryota; Fungi; Basidiomycota; Agaricomycetes; Agaricales; Physalacriaceae. Bases 34 to 333 code for a protein of 99 amino acids. The transcript is spliced from 3 exons.